Auanema sp. JU1783 is the source of this 1035-nucleotide messenger RNA. The record is from the annotation of a GenBank genome assembly. NCBI's taxonomy places the organism in Eukaryota, Metazoa, Nematoda, Chromadorea, Rhabditida, Rhabditidae.
AUGAAAUUUGAGAUUUUGUUUUUACUCGUUUCCUUCAUGAUGUCUCAGUCAUUACGCAUAUCGCCUGAGAGCCCGGCUGAUUUCUCAAUUCAACUGUGUUCUCCUCAACGUCGACAAAAGACACAUGGGCAUAUGCAGUAUUUCCCUAUGCCUAUCAAGUACUGCGCUUCCAUUAGAUCUAGUAAGCAGAGACGACAUUUGAUUAAUGAACUACGAGGAACAACGUCUCAUGAAUCUGUUGUGAAAUUACGGUGGCGACAAGUAGCCAGCUCAAUAAGUUGUCAUAUGGCUUUCAAAGGCUAUCAAUCCGAAUAUCGUUUGACACCAGAUUUCGGAGCAUAUGAAACUUGUCAAUUCAGCUUGUCUCGCCAUGUUUAUGACUUAUCUGAGCUUAUAUCAAGAGGAAAUAGCGCUAAGAAGACUAGGUUACAUUUUAAUUCAACAAAUGCCAAAUGCCCUAUAAUGGAACUUCCAACAAGCUAUACAGACUAUAUAUCAUGCAGUCUUAUUGCAAAUGAGUGGUAUAUACUUGAAUGGGAUUCUUCUAUCCGUUAUGAAUCUUUCCGCAAUGGAUCAUAUGGUAAUUAUUGGUCUAACUACUCAACCAAUUUUGUCUUUCAACCCACUGAUCAAUUGAAUCGCAAUGGAACAGAAACCAAGUGGCUAAGUCGCCUCCUAACUAUUGAUACAAAAAUUGAAGGAUGUGACAAAGCCUCUGCAUUAGUACUCUUAGAUUCGUUCUGGCCACUUAUAUCAAAAAUUAGUGUAGUUUACAGAGUUAUACAUCACAAUACCAAAAAAUAUGAAAAAGAAAUUUUUUCAAACUACGUUGAUAAAUGGUCAAAAAUUGAUUUCAACCUUAACCCUUUGCAGGGAACACACGAGAUAUGUGCUCACUUAUCCACAGCAAAUAUGCCAGUAAUACGUCAGAAAAUAUGUAAAAUUGUUAUAGAUGAGCUAGACUGUCCUUACAGCAGCUCUGCUUACUCUGUAUUCUCCCUUAUUGGUUUACUUACAUGCUUCUUAUAUUUAUAA